Molecule: messenger RNA, 897 nt
Organism: Eimeria necatrix
Lineage: Eukaryota; Apicomplexa; Conoidasida; Eucoccidiorida; Eimeriidae
Exons: 1
Coding region: 1-897 (298 amino acids)
Source: RefSeq, a predicted model, not a curated record
AUGAAUUGGCUAGCUGUGCUUUCCCUGUAUAUUUCACUGGGGGGACUUCAUUCCACUCUCGGGGUUGCCGGGGCAGCACUGGGAGGGAGGGAAUUCGCUGCAGUGCCCGCUGACACCAAAGAGCACAGCUCCUUUGCAGAAAACUCCGGCGAAUACCACAUUUUGACGCGCCGCGAAGUGGCUGCACCGCCUCAAAAGGACAUUUUAGGGUCACCCUGGGCUGCCCACGACAAGCAGAAGUGGGCAAGCAAGAAUAAAGCCGGAAACGCCAACAAAAACUCGGCCACAGAAUACUCCUAUUCCCUUAUUGGCGUGCCCGAUGUAGAGGGCAGCGAGCAGAUAGCCACGAGAAGCGAAAGUGGGGGGGCUCCAGCAGGGGAUUCUCGACUCAGCGUGGGGGAGCUUUCUGAAAAAAAACAAGAAGGACAGAAUCUGGUGUUGCUAGAUGACCCGCUGUACCCGCUGCUGUUUUUGCCGAAGGCCCCGCGCGUGUUGGGCGCGAAGGUCUUCGUCGUCGGGCUGCUAUUUCUUUUGCUUUCAGUUUGGAUUUCUUACGAAAGAGAUGAAUCUGUGACUGGAGGCCCCGCCCAUGUGCUCGCCAGAUUCGCAAAUCUUGACCGGGAAGAUAUUGCCUCCGUUGCAUCUACUCUGCUGGCAGUCUUGGGCAUUAUUUGUUUGUUUUCAGCUGUGUACAGACACUUCAGCAGCGUCCGGGAUCAGCAAAACUGGAUACGCAGGGCGGAAGAAGGCAUUGAAGCAACCUGGAGGCUGCAUCGGAACAGAGAGCAUAUUUUGGGACGCCACGGCAAUUCUCAGAUUUCUUUCGCCGACGCAGUUGAAGUUCAGCAAGAUUUAGGGGCUGAGGGAGGACAGAUGCCUGUGGAUGGCAAAAUGUGA